AUGAUCAAAACGAUCAAAAUCCUGUACGCAGUCCUGCUCGUGGUGUCGAUCUGCGUCGUCUUCACAAAUGCCGAUGGAAACUUAGAGGUGAUAUUUACGAUCUAAGGAAAAUGGAGAAACAUAAAAUUUCAGCUCUCUUUCGAGUUUUUCCCAAAUGAAGAAGAUUAUUCUGAUUUAUACGGCUACCUAUUUACCGCGCGUAUCAUCGCAACGAAGAAGGAUUCUCAAAAUCGCGAUGCAAUCGUCGGCUCUGCUCUAUGCUCGUAUGACCUUUUAACAGAUUUCUUUGUUUCUCAGUUUAAAUACAGUCCUUACAUGCUUUUCAGAUUUUGCAUGUCAAGUUAAAGGACGUCGUUCGAAAAAGCUCUGUAGAUGGUUCGCUCUUUAAUUGGUUAAUCGCACCAUUAGGGGCGGAGCUUGGGCGGCGACUUGACGUUGAAAAUCUGAACAGACCAUGUUCCAAAACCUGAAACAGGCCAAACAUCGUUUCGUUUUUCUACGAAGUUUUUCUUGCGAUAACUAUUUCAUUUCAAAUUAUAAACUUGCAAAUGAUUCCCAAUCUAAUAAACAUAUUUUGAAAGAUACAUGACAUGGGAAGAUAGCGGUAUCGAUGAUGUGGCGAAGAUGUAUUCGACACGUAAAUGUUCUUUCGAUGGGGUGAGUUUUUUCUUUCAUUGCUUUCCCUAAUUCCGUUCAAACUUUCAAGGAAAUGACCGAUGACGUUCACGUUCUGUUGAUCUUCUCGAAGAAUCACGAAAUGAAGAAUAGCUGGUAACUUGAUAUCUUCAUUCCUUCCCCAUUUGGUAGGCGAGAUAGGUAGAUCGACAGAGGUGGAGAGUUGCGUACGCGACGCAGCUUUUUGGCGGGAAGUGCGAAGAAAAAUGAAAAACUUGAAAUUUCAAAGUUUUUCGAUGCUUGCUUUUAAAGGCAUAGCGGUAGUAAAAAAUGGGGCUGAAGACAAAUAUUCCACUUUGUAGAGAUUUUUCUUGUCGAAUGAUGGACUUGGAAACGUACAGAACUUCCUAUUUUUGGAGAAGAAAUUAUUCAAAGUCGGAGAGAGGAAAGUUUGAGUUCCCGCAAGAAGGGCGCUUUGCAGUAAAGUCGCUCCAUGGACAACAGCCAUUUUUCGGAAUUCCGCUUUUUUUUUCGUUUCUUUUAGUUUUCAAUUUUUCUGUUCUCCCCAAAGUUCUUUUCGUCACAAAAGCUUUCUAUUUAUGAACUUUGAUCGCAAAAAUGCUUCCUUGGUGAAAAACGAUGAUUUUACACAGGUUUCGAUUGAGAUGGCGUUAUUUUGUGUUUUCUAUUUUAUCGGUGUGUUUUUUGUUUGACUAAACUUUUUUUUUCACAAAAGAAACCCUUAAUUUGAAGCAGAUAUCCGGUUAUUUCUCACAAAAUGCGAGUCUAAUGAGAUGUCCGCAACUUCGCGUGCACGGCUACUGUAAACAGUUGUCUGAGCGCCGAUCCGAAGCAUCUUUCAAAAUUAAAGGCGGGAGAGUAAAAUCGCGUUUUCUUCAAAAUUAGUCACAUCUGUAAUUUUUUUGAGUACACCAUUCGAUUCGCAAAGAAAAACUCUAUCAGAUACUGCUUUCACCUGAAACCCCGUUUUUUACUGCCCCUAUGCGUUUAAAAUCCAAUUGUGAAAACAACCGAAACAUUUUUGUCGUGAAAAGGUGUGAUGUCAUACUUGAAGAAGAUUUUCGCUUUUUCCCUCUUUAAGCGGCCGGCUCUCGCACAGGCUUUCUCUUCAAAUCGAGGGUUGUGCAUGACGCGAAACUUGAACCAACUACAACUGUCGAUUCUCAUCUGAUAAAUGGAAAAUAGGGCCGAGUCGCAUCCAAUAUACUACGGAUUCAAUCCCGCUGUCCACGUUAAAUACAUGACGGAAAAAUAUGGUCUGCGCGAUGGCAAACCGUUGUAUUCCCCUGUGAAGAUCAGGGUCGAGGGCAUGGGCAAGAUUUUCACGUGAGUUCUACGAGAAAAUUGGUAUCAAAUGCGUGCCGAACGUUUUCUCUGUUUUCUCGUUUUCACUGCAAGUGCCGCAGUCAUUUUUUUCUACUAUAGGGAACCCUUAUUUGUCCCUUAACCUAGAAAAAGUAUAUUCAAUGUUUCCAGACUUGAAAGGCGGGGGAGGCGGGACAAGGGGGCGGGACGCGUAGCGUGUGCGUACGCGGUUCUUGGCGCCAGUUCAUUUUAAUCGCCGCCGAAAAAUUGAAAAGCUCGGCAACCGCUUUUUUUCUGUGUUUUCUACUAUUUUUUGAUACAAACUUGAACAUAAUCAAUAAAUAAUUAAAAAAGGAGUUGAAAGAACGAUAAAUAAGCUCUCUGAAUGCUCGCUGGCGGUUGAAUUGAUGAACACGUGCCAAGAACCGCGUACGCACACGCUACGCGUCCCGCCUCUUGGCCCGCCUACCUCGCCUUCCAAGUCGGGAAACAUUGACUAUAACUUUUCCGCUUCAUGAAAAAUAAGUUAUAUCAAUCAAGCAUGCAGCAAUAUAGAUGUGAAAGCUAUUGAAAUCAAAGUUUUCCUUUUGAUCUGAUCGAAAAGCUUUGAAGGUGGGACCAGAACACGAGGGACUUGGAAGCCUUGAUGGCGGACCCAUCGAAGAGCAUCUACGACCACGGUCUCUACUUGGUCAAGCGUCAGAAAUCUGGCUUUUCUUUCGUCAACAUGUACUACGACCCCUACGAGGUCACGGGCUACCUCACCUAA
Molecule: messenger RNA, 2710 nt
Organism: Caenorhabditis auriculariae
Lineage: Eukaryota; Metazoa; Nematoda; Chromadorea; Rhabditida; Rhabditidae
Source: the annotation of a GenBank genome assembly